UUAAAUAGUUUUUGUUGGGAUUUUAAGAAAGAUUGCGAGAACAGUGAUAUCAUCUAUCAUUUCAUUUUCUCUCCCAGUGUUCGAUACUUAAGUAUGUGAUCUAACACAUUCAUCAUUAUUGAUAAAUUCAAAGACUCCAUCAGAAGGAAUGAUAACAAACUUAUCAGGCUCAUUGAGUAUAAGCUAAAAGAACUCAGACUCGAGAUAGCGUCUACUGAACUGGUUACUGGAUCUCCCAUGGAUCUGCUCCUUGCUAAUCCUGGAACAUUUGCUUUUUUAUCCAGACUCUAGCUGACCCGACAGGGUCACCAUUUUCCUCUUUAAAGGAGUCAACUCUUUCAUCAGAUUCCAUUAUUCUCUGAUAUUCAUCGCCUCCAUCAAACUUGUGAUUAAGAGAGGCUUGUAGUUAUACACAUGUUGUCACCUUUACUUGUAGGGCCAGCUACUGAUUCCAUCUUUACUUCAGCUGUGUUUUUUGGAAAUUAUAUCAGCUUCUUCUUUGCUUGGUAUGAUACCUAGAACAGAUCUACAACAAAUUCCUGGUCUAAAGCUUAAUAUAUCAGAGCAAUCACAAUUAAACUCUCUCCAUUCAAUAUCUCAAGCUGUUUUUAUAUAUCCUUAGUUGAUCAUAGUACAUUUCUCCUUAUGAUCCUAGGACAUAAGAUAAGUCUGAAGAUCUUCAUUGUAAUUUUCCAAGAAACCUUAGCCUGAAUUUCCCCUCUCUUCAGGACUUUUCUAGUUCACUUGAUGUGUUUGCAUCAUUAACAUAUAGUCUAGUAAUUCUAUAUUCUGAGGUAGAUGGUGCUUAUCAUGGUCUGAUGCAAACUGGCCAUUGGCUUCAUGCUAAUCUCAUAGUUCAAAGAACCAGCUAUUUUUAAUGUAAAAAUGUUGGUUUACAAAAUAAAUAUCCUGACUCUCUUUGUUAGACUUAUCUGGGAUCAUUCCUUUUGUUGUAGCAAAGGCAUAAUUAUCAAAAUAAUCUGGUAAACCUGAGUCUAUCAUUGAAGAAUCAUUCACAAGUGGUUGUGACUAGCUUCUUUUCUUUCUUUUCUUCAUCCUAAACUACAGGGUUGCUUUUAGGAAUUUCGCUGUGAUCUCUCUUCUUUGGUUUGGACUUUUAAAUCUCUUGCUUCAACUCCAUCCUGUUGUCGUCAAAAGAAGUUCCACUAGCUGGGAUUUUUGAUUUCUUGUUUUUCAGCCUUAGAUUUUUGAAAAUUCUCACUCCUGUUUUCCUAGCCUGUAGAGCUAUUGAAACUUGAUUGAGGAGAGUAGCCCGAAGAAUGCAAAAUGAUGGUAAUGAUAAUAUUUAUCAAGCUAUGUGCUUUAUCACCUGGUUUUGAUGGUGAAAUAAUCAGGAAGAUAUUUACUAGUGCUGAUUCCAAAUCUUUUAACAUAUUCUUCUUUACUAUUUGAGCUUCUUCUUCUUAGUCUUGGUUUUCUUUUUUUUAUUUUUAAUUACUCUAGGUUCCUUUGCCUGCAUAGCAAUAUUUCAAAAUCUCAUCAACUGAUCCACUUUUGUCUUGUUUUGAUGAAAUUUUAAAAGGUUUUAGAGUCUUUGGAGUGUCCAUGAAAGCAUCAACAAAGGCAUACUUGUUAAGCCCCUUCCAUCACUGUGCUUACUCUUGGAACUAUAUCCUGGUGAUGAUUUGGUUGAUUUUAAAUCCUCUGAAUUUUAUCUUUGUAUCCUAUUUGACAACUUAGGACCACUAUUAGGUCUUUUAUUGUACAAACCACUUCUUGAAAAAUCUCCUUUUCUGAUGGAGUAAGAUUUUUCAAAAAUUAUUUCAUUAGAAUAUUGGUUUAUUUCCUGAUGAAUUGCAAUACUAGAAAAUUCCUGCCUUUAGCUUCCUCUUAGACUUGCUAAGUGGUCUUCCUGGCGGAGAUCAUUAUGCUCUUAAAUGCUGAUUCUCCAUGAAGAGAUUUCACAACUGCAUAUCUCAAAUUAGUUAGGUCUUUUGGAGAAUUCUUAGAAACAAAACUCUUAGUCGCAUUAGCAGGCAUAUAAUUGCUAACAAUAAUCUUGACAGGACUGUUAUAUUUAGUUAUCCUUAGAUCCUUCUCUAGAUUUCUUCCUCUUGGCAGAGCUAACUUUCCUUUUAUUUAAUUUACUCUGUAAUAAGCUUCCUGAAGAGU
Messenger RNA from Moneuplotes crassus, 2133 nucleotides. The record is from the annotation of a GenBank genome assembly. Lineage: Eukaryota; Ciliophora; Spirotrichea; Euplotida; Euplotidae.